CGUCUGGGGAGCGCGAGCCGGCGGGUGGUGCGCGGCGCAUGGUGGCCGCUCCUCUCGGAGCGCAGCCGACCCGCUGACCCGGGCUCCGUUCCCCCUUGCCCGGCGCGCCCCGGCGGCCGGCUGGAGGCAGAAACAACAGCAGUACUAGCAGGAGCAGCCGCGGCUGCUUCGCCGCGGGAGCAUGGAGUGCGCCCUGGACGCCCAGAGCCUGAUCAGCAUCUCCCUGCGCAAGAUCCACAGCUCCCGGACCCAGCGCGGCGGCAUCAAGCUGCACAAGAACCUCCUGGUGUCCUACGUGCUCCGCAACGCGCGCCAGCUCUACCUGAGCGAGCGCUACGCCGAGCUCUACCGGCGCCAGCAGCCUCCGCUGCAGCCGCAGCCGCCCCUCCAUCAGCACCAGCCCCUCGCUUACGCGGCGGUAGCGGCGCCCGGCAUGCCGGCCAGCGCCGCCGACUUCGGCCCGCUCCAACUUGGCGGCGGCGGCGGGGACGCGGAGGCGCGCGAGCCGGCCGCCCGGCACCAGCUGCACCCGCUUCACCAGCUCCACCAGCUGCACCUCCAGCAGCAGCUGCACCAACCUCAGCAGCACCCGGCGCCCAGGGGCUGCGCGGCGGCGGUGGCGGUCGGGGCGCUCGCGGAGCUGCCCGGGUGCGCCGCGCUCCAGCCUCCGCACGGCGCGCCCCACCGCGGGCAGCCCCUGGAGCCGCUGCAGCCGGGUCCGCCGCCGCCCCCCGCGCCUGCCUCGCUCUGCCCGCGGGACCCUCGCGCCUCCGCCGCCUGCUCUGCGCCCUCCGCGCCCUCCGCGCCCCCAGGGGCCGCCCCUCCGGCCGCCGCCUCCCCGCCCAUCUCCCCGGCCCCCGCCUCCUCCUCUGGCUUCUACCGGGGCGCCUACCCGGCCCCCUCGGACUUCGGCGUGCACUGCAGCAGCCAGACCACCGUGCUGGACCUGGACACACACGUGGUGACCACGGUGGAAAACGGCUACUUGCACCAGGACUGCUGCGCCUCCGCCCACUGCCCCUGCUGUGGCCAGGGCGCUCCAGGACCAGGCCUGCCGUCCGCCGCCGCCGGGUGCAAGCGCAAGUAUUACCCUGGCCAGGAGGACGAGGAAGACGAGGAGGAGGACGCGGGCGACUUGGGGGCCGAACCCCCCGGGGGCACCCCGUUCGCCCCCUGCAAGCGCGCCCGCUUUGAGGACUUCUGCCCGGACUCGUCCCCGGACGCGUCCAACAUCUCAAACUUGAUCUCCAUCUUUGGCUCGGGCUUCUCGGGGCUGGUGAGCCGACAGCCGGACUCGGAGCAGGCGCCGCCGCUCAACGGGCAGCUGUGCGCCAAGCAGGCGCUCGCCAGCCUCGGCGCCUGGACUCGAGCCAUUGUCGCCUUCUAGGGACCCCCGAGGGCACGGGGACCCGGGGCCCCGCGGGGCUGGGGCCAGACAAAGACUCGGCCACGGGGCGAGAGGAGGGAGCGAGCGGGCGCCCAGCCUCCCCGGGCUGAGCUGGGGGCGAGCAGAGGGAGGCGGCCGAUGUUUUAUAAUUGUAAAAUAAAAAAAAGAAAUAUAAAAUCUUGGACUUUAUUUUUGCAGAGAGAAAAAGCGCCUAUUUAAGUAUGCUUUGUGUUUCUCCUACUCUUUUUUUGCCCCUCUUUUUAUUGUAGUGAUUGCAGUGGUGUUUAGCGAGGAGCCUGCCACGUGAGGGAGGGCUGCGGCCCGGAGGAGGUGCCGGGAGGCCGGGGGCGAGGCAGGGCGCGCGGGCCACCAGGGCGCACCAGGGGCGCAGCGCAGGAGGGCGCAGAGCAGGGGACGCAGAUUCCAAUCAGUUGUCAGACGCGGGAAGCCCGACGUUCCGCUCUCCCGAGUCCCUCUGUGGGGUGAGGAAUGAGUCUUGUGAAAUCCUCAGCAAAAAACAAAGGCAAACUCUAUCUCCAAAAGGGACGUUUGGGUCACAUUUCCUCUCUGGGGGCGGCCUCCGAAGUUCUCCAAAUGAGAAGGCAGAAAUGAAAACACUUCAACUUUUUUUUCUUUUCUUUUCUUCCCGGGGCGGGUGUUUUGAACCCCUCCUCUCCCCGCCCCUCUGGCCUGGUUCCCCUUCCCUCCUCCACCCAUCUCCCAGACUCGGGGUUGGCGUUCGACACCCCAAUACUCUCUGGACACUGUUUUGGGAAGGGGUGGGGGGCCAGCACGGAGGACUACAUUUCCCAUCAUGCCCAGCACUGCGGUCCUCACUAAACAAAAAAGGAAGUCCAUUCCUUCACCUGGAUCCCCGACGGCCCCGGGGGAGGGAGGGGCCAGGACCGCGACCGCCAACUGCGUCGGAGACUUCUCACUAAGUUCCUGGUCAGCUGUGAUGUUUGUGUGUUUCUGAGUUGCACUGUCUUGGCUCAGCCUUCGGUUGCAGUUCACGAAACCAGCAUUGUUCAAGCCUGUGAGAACCUCGUCCUGUGGUCUUCAACUCCGUAUAUUUGGUUUAAUUUAAAAGCCUUUUGUUGUAAAAAGGUGAGGUUCAUCUGCAGCCCCUCUAGCACCAUGCAGACUCCAAGACAAGUUGCCAAUCUUUCCCUUCCUCUGCCCUUCUCCCUCGUUCGCCUGUAUUUUGUACACAUUGGACUGUAUGUCACUGGGUAAAACUGUUCAGAUGAUUUGUUUAAAUUUAUAAUCUUAAUAAAAAGUCGAUUGUA
Heterocephalus glaber (naked mole-rat) is the source of this 2676-nucleotide messenger RNA. It is a transcript of the gene Ier5l, whose product is annotated as immediate early response 5 like. The record is from RefSeq and is a predicted model, not a curated record. NCBI's taxonomy places the organism in Eukaryota, Metazoa, Chordata, Mammalia, Rodentia, Bathyergidae.